Penicillium digitatum Pd1 is the source of this 1668-nucleotide messenger RNA. It is a transcript of the gene ptcA, whose product is annotated as type 2C protein phosphatase PTC6. NCBI's taxonomy places the organism in Eukaryota, Fungi, Ascomycota, Eurotiomycetes, Eurotiales, Aspergillaceae. Gene Ontology annotation, biological process: protein dephosphorylation. The record is from RefSeq and is a predicted model, not a curated record. Gene Ontology annotation, cellular component: mitochondrion. Gene Ontology annotation, molecular function: [pyruvate dehydrogenase (acetyl-transferring)]-phosphatase activity; cation binding.
AUGACUCUCCUUUCAUCGAGGCGAGUAACAGGCCGGGUCUGGACCUCGGCCGACUGUUACAGUUUCGCUCUCCUUCGUCGAGCGCAAUGCUACAGUACCGAGUCUGUUCAGCCUGGUCAGUCAACAGCUAGGAAGCAACCACAGUUCCGUGAUUACUUUGUCUCCCACCUGCCGUCGUCUUCACUUCAUCCGGAUCCCCGUGGUCCGUCCUCGCCAUUUCAUAAACUCCCUCGCUCCGCUUCUCUUCCUCAUACCGGAGAUACCCCACAAUCGCCAGCUGCCUUCCAAGCUUUAAUAGAUCGUGAGACAACAGUCGUGCGGAUUCCACUCCGCAACGCAAAGCACCAUUUCGGCGCCGUCACCUCCCGUGGAACGCGCCCCUCGAAUGAAGACACGUACCAAGCCGGCGUCAUUGACAUCCCCGCCUUUGCGAAGCGAGCUCCAACUUCGCUAACGAUCAGGCGAUCCAAUCAACAAGGUCCUGUGGCCCACCCCCGGGAGUCGCGUGGUGCAGAAACAGCUAGUGGAGACCCACAAGUGUUCUAUUUCGGUAUCUUCGAUGGUCAUGGCGGAUCCGAGUGUAGUUCGUUCUUGAGGGACUAUUUGCAUGAGUAUAUCCAGAACACGGCAUUUGAUAUCGAACUUCGGUCCAGCCUACGGCCUGGUGCUGAAGUGCCACCCACCACUAGCGAACUACCUGUGAUGCAGGAAGGCGACCGGCGAAGAAUCGGAGACCUAGAGAAAUAUCUUAUGCAGACUUGGAGACGGGUAGUUGGUGGCUACUUCAAGAGAUUCAAGCCGCCGCACUUUGCCUACAAUGGCACCGAGUCUGCCGACCCGAUUGUUGAAAACCACAUAUCCAUCGAGGAAGUUGUGGAGUACGCCUUCCUGCGUGCGGAUCUAGAUUUUGUCAACGCUCAAGCGGCUAAGCGAGACGAUGAUCUGGUCCGUGCCGAAAGACCUCUGAACGAAGAUGAAAUCUUUCAUAGGCCCAGCAUGACCCGGUCUCCCCAGAUCGGCGGAAGCGCCCGGUUCAAGGGUGGCAGCACCGGAAGCAUCGCGAUGAUCUCUACUUCGACGCCAGCUUCCUUCUGGCACCCCAUCGCCCCAUCGAGCCUGCUGGUUGCUCAUGUUGGCGACACCCGCAUACUCCUCUGCUCAACAGAAACUGGCCAAGCUAUCCCCAUCACAUCAAACCACCACCCCUCGUCUCCGAUCGAGGCCACCCGACUCCGACGGUAUGCCACAACCUUUGUAACAGACUCUUUCGGCGAAGAACGCAUGAGCGGGCUAGCCAACACGCGCGCUUUCGGCGAUGUCCAAUCCAAGCGUAUCGGAGUCUCUGCUGAGCCCGAACUUAAGCGUAUCGAGCUUGGCCCGGCCGAGUUUUCGUUCUUGGUUUUGGUAUCCGAUGGCAUCAGCGGAACACUCCUCGACCAGGAGGUCGUUGAUAUCGUCAAGGAGGCCAAGACGCCGGAGCAGGGGGCGCGUGAUGUGGUCAGUUUCUCGACCGAGGUCACUAAAGAAGGUGACAAUGCUACUUGUCUUGUUGUUCGCCUUGGUGGCUGGGAGCGUCGUCUCGAGGGCGGUGUUGGUAGUAUGGGUACUAAAGAGUCUCGCGAGUGGCGUCGGCAGGAUGCCACUGAUCCGCGCAGGUCACGGACAUGA